Amphiprion ocellaris (clown anemonefish) is the source of this 4409-nucleotide messenger RNA. RefSeq names its product alanyl-tRNA synthetase 2, mitochondrial (putative) (gene aars2). Gene Ontology annotation, molecular function: amino acid binding; ATP binding; alanine-tRNA ligase activity. The transcript is spliced from 22 exons. NCBI's taxonomy places the organism in Eukaryota, Metazoa, Chordata, Actinopteri, Pomacentridae. The coding region runs from base 152 to 3190 and encodes 1012 amino acids. Gene Ontology annotation, biological process: alanyl-tRNA aminoacylation; tRNA modification. The record is from RefSeq and is a predicted model, not a curated record. Gene Ontology annotation, cellular component: cytoplasm; mitochondrion.
AGCUGCGCCUGCGCACUGCGACCAGCAGGUGGCGCUCUGCGUCACGACCGACCGUCGAAGAAGAAGAAGGGCUCCCAGUGCGCCUGCGCCUCCUGCCGCUUGUAGUCGUAGGGGGGUCAGUCUGGCUCGGUUCGGUCUCAGUUCGGUCCUCAUGUCCCGGCAGCUGAUCCGGGGCCUCCGGCCGCUCGGCGGGCCGCCGGGCCUCCUCCCCACCGCCUCGGGUCGCUUCUUCGGCGGCUCUGCUCCGGAGCUUCCCGCCGUUCAGGUCCGCAGCACCUUCCUGGACUUCUUCCGACAGAAACACGGACACCUGCUGGUUCCGUCCUCCCCGGUCCGGCCCAGAGGGGACCCCAGCCUGCUGUUCGUCAACGCCGGCAUGAACCAGUUUAAGCCCAUCUUUCUGGGAACAGCGGAUCCUCGCAGUCCGAUGGCAUCCUACCGCCGCGUGGUCAACAGCCAGAAGUGUGUCCGAGCCGGCGGCAAACACAACGACCUGGACGACGUGGGCAGAGACACCUACCACCACACCUUCUUCGAGAUGCUGGGGACCUGGUCCUUCGGAGACUACUUCAAGGAGGAGGCAUGUCGGAUGGCGUGGAGUCUCCUCACAGAGCAUUAUGGGAUAUCUGCUGACAGACUCUAUGUGUCCUACUUCGGUGGAGACGCUGCGUCAGGACUUCAGUCUGACGAGGAGACCCGACACAUCUGGCUCGACAUGGGGGUUCCUCCUGGUCACCUCCUGCCAUUCGGCUUGAAGGAGAACUUCUGGGAGAUGGGGGAUUCGGGCCCCUGUGGCCCCUGCACCGAGAUCCACUACGACCACGUCGGGGGCCGAGACGCCGCGAAGCUCGUCAAUGCCAACAGUCCAGAUGUUGUGGAGAUCUGGAACCUGGUCUUCAUGCAGUACAACAGGGAGGCGGACCUCAGUCUUCGGCGGCUGCCCCAGUUCAGCGUGGACACAGGGAUGGGACUGGAGCGGCUGGUGAGCGUCCUGCAGGGCAAGAGGUCCACCUAUGAUACAGACCUGUUCACCCCGCUGCUGCACGCCUUGCACCAGAGGUCCAGGGUGGCUCCAUACGGCGGUCGGACGGGGUCGGAGGACCAGGACCGGGUGGAUCUGGCCUACAGAGUCGUGGCCGAUCACAUCCGGACUUUAUCCGUUUGCAUCGCUGAUGGAGUUCAUCCGGGAAUGUCCGGAGCCGAGCUGGUCCUGCGGAGGAUUCUGCGGCGCGCCGUCCGGUUCUGCAUGGAGGUUCUUCAGGCUCCUCAGGGAACGCUGGCCAGCCUGGUUCCAACCGUCACCCACCUGCUGGGUGACGUGUAUCCGGAGCUGCACAGGGAGGCGGACCAGAUCGUGGACGUGAUCAACGAGAACGAGGCUCAGUUCCUGUUGUCACUGCAACAGGGCAGCCGGCUGAUCCAGCGCACGCUCUGCAGGAAGGACUACAAACAUGGAGUCUUCCCCGCCUCCGUGGCCUGGUCUCUGCACCGGGACCUGGGCUUCCCUCUGGACCUGGUGGACCUCAUGCUGGAGGACCGGGGCGUCCAGGUGGACCGCCAGGAGCUGGACCGGAUCAUCGCAGAGAACCACAAGGUGAUGUCAUCAGUCACCUGUCCUGUGUCUCAGGUUUCAUCGGAGCAGGCGGGUGCUGAUUUGUCGGUAAUGCUGGACGUUCUCAGCCUGGCGGAGCUGCAGCGUCUGGGGGUUCCUCACACCGACGACAGCCUGAAGUAUGGCUACCGGCUGGAGAAGGACCGCUACGAGUUCCCAACAUGCCGAGCGACGGUCCUGGCGCUGUACGACGGUGAGGCGCUGGUGUCGGAGGUUCCUGAGGGGCGGCGCUGUGGAGUUGUCCUGGACCUCACCUGCUUCUACUCGGAGCAGGGCGGCCAGUCACAUGACCGCGGCUACUUCACCCGCCACGGCCUGCAGGUGACUCCAGGUGUCUCCUCCUCUCAGGACGUGGUGUUCCCGGUGGAGGCGGUGCUCCGGGCCGGAGGGUACGUGGUCCAUCAGGUGACCGCAGCUGACAGCCUGGAGACCGGAGACCAGGUCCACCUGCACCUGGACCAGGUCCACAGGAUGUCUUGUAUGGUCAAACACACGGCGACUCACCUCCUGAACUUUGCUCUGAAGAAGGUUCUCGGUUCUUCAGUUCAGCAGAGAGGAUCUCAUGUGUCGGCUGAUCGCCUGCGCUUCGACUUCACCGUCAAGGGUUCUCUCAGCGUCUCUCAGCUGCAGCAGGUAGAAAGGUGUGUCAGCGACAUGGUCACAGCCAAUCAGAUCGUCCACAGCCAGGAGCUUCCUCUGCAGAGAGCCAAGAGCAUCCGAGGGCUGAGGACAGUGGAUGAGGUGUACCCUGACCCGGUCCGGGUGGUGUCGGUGGGUCUUCCAGCCUCUGAGCUCCUGGACCAUCAGACGGACAGAGAGACGUCUGUGGAGCUCUGCUGUGGAACUCACCUGCUUCGGACCGGAGACAUUGAGGACCUGGUGAUUGUCUCUGAGAGGCAGAUGGUGAAAGGAAUCAGUCGGGUCAUCGCGGUGACGGGACGGGAAGCAGCACGGGCCCGGGAGGCCGGUCAGGUUCUAUCGCAGGACGUCGACUCUCUGGCAGCUAGACUGACAGGCUCCGCCCCCUCCAGCCUCGACUCCGCCCCCUCCAGCCUCGACUCCGCCCAGCGGCUCUCCAAGGAGGUCGGCGUCCUCUCUGACGCGGUAGAUAGUACCCUCAUCCCCCAGUGGCAGCGCAGUGAACUGCAGGCUCGACUCAAAGCUCUGCAGAGGAGCAGCAACACCACUGUCAGGAAACUGGAGACCAGAGAGGCUGCAGUCAGAGCUCAAGCUCUGCUGGAGAAGAACGGUAGGAAGGAGCUGCUGGUGGACUCUGUGGAGACGGACUAUCUGUCGGUGGUGAUGAAAACGGUGAACCAGCUGAGCUCCGUCGCUCCUCUCAGUCACGUGAUGCUUCUGGCUCACCAGCAGCAUUCUGGGAAGGUCCUGUGUGCCUGUCAGGUUCCCAAGGACUCUCCAUGGAUCGCGGCCUCUGAUUGGGCGGUGGCGGUGUGUCGUCACCUCGGGGGGAGCGCCGGGGGCUCGGCGCUGGUCGCCAAGGGAACUGGCACCAGCAGUGACAUCAGCAAGGCCCUGAGGUGGGCGGAGCAGUUCGCCCGCCAGAAGACACAGCGUUGAUGUCAUAGACUGUAGGCCCCGCCCACAGCAGCAAUGGCCUCUUGUGAUUGGAGGACAGAUGUCAGGUUUCUUUUUUUUUUUUAGAAGAAAUAAAAACUCUGAGAGGUUCUUUGUUCUCUUUAUUCUAUGAAUCAGUGAGUAGACAGAAGGACCAAUCAGAGCAGGGGGGCAGGGCUAAAGAGAAACCAGCUGCAGUCAUCGCCAGAACCAGGACCAGGACUGGAACCAGGAUCAGAACCAGGACUAUGUUCCUUAGAGCAGCGACACGUUGAGCCACUGCAGGAGAACCAGACAGAACAUGUUAGAACUGAAGGAUGUUUCUGGAAAUUAAAUCCAGUAGAACCUGUUUGUUCUGGUCACAGAGUUCCUGUUGGAACCGUUUAAUACAAAAGGAUGAUUAGAGAAACAAUCCUGUAAACCACAGGUGUCAAACUCUGGCGCACGGGCCAAAUUUGGCACGUCAUGUAAUUAUAUUUGGCCCGCACGGCAAUAGCAAAUAAUUACUAGAGCUGGCCUGCCGGUAUCAUAUAGCGCAUUACUACAAAUCCCAGAAUGCUCUGCUGGUGUUUUGGAGUGUCAAUCAGGACAAGACCCACAAACACUGGACAUUUCUCAGUAUGCGUUCUUGUCCUUACUUGCGUUCUCGUGUACUCGUGAAACAUCAUCAGUCGGAGACCGAGUACUGUUCCAAUUCAAAGAACGCAUCUGACCAAGAACGGAAGUGUUCUGGCUCCGCCCACAUUAUGGAGGAUCAUCAGACCAGACUAGUGUGGACUUGGGGCGGCCAAAUAACCCAUAAUGCAUUUAGACCAGGGGCAAAGGCCGAGGAGGAAACUUUCAGAGGAAACAGGCAAGAAAGUAGUCGUGUAAAUGUCAAAUAUGGGAUCAGGUUAUCCAGAUAAAGCCUGAUUAAAAAUUUAGUCCAACGGUUUGGGAGAUGUGAGCAUCCAGGUUAGACAGAGAUGAUGUCAGCAAGGCUUUAUAAUCUGCUGCUCUGAUGCUUCUAUAGCAGUUAAACAGGGAUACUAGUAGUUUUGUGUUAUUCUAACGGUCACACUUUGGCCUCAUGGUGUUUUUUUUUUUUUUUGUGUAAAUUUCUAGAUAAAUCGGUUUGAAAGAAGUUAAUGUUCAUAACUUUAUAUUGUUAAUGUUUUACUCAAUCACUGACUGUAAUAGUAAGAAGAGAUAAAUUAAAAUAUAGAGUAUCAUUUAUUUUCAA